Messenger RNA from Trichechus manatus latirostris (Florida manatee), 2100 nucleotides. It is a transcript of the gene RTCB, whose product is annotated as RNA 2',3'-cyclic phosphate and 5'-OH ligase. The transcript has 12 exons. The coding region runs from base 163 to 1680 and encodes 505 amino acids. NCBI's taxonomy places the organism in Eukaryota, Metazoa, Chordata, Mammalia, Sirenia, Trichechidae. Gene Ontology annotation, molecular function: RNA ligase (ATP) activity. Gene Ontology annotation, cellular component: nucleus; tRNA-splicing ligase complex. The record is from RefSeq and is a predicted model, not a curated record. Gene Ontology annotation, biological process: tRNA splicing, via endonucleolytic cleavage and ligation.
AGCGAUUCUUACAAAGAGUUUCGAGCCUCGGCGCUUGCCGUUGCCCACCCUGCCUGCCGAGCCGGCCGCGCCUGCGCAUUGAGAGCCAGAAGGCGGUUCUAGGGGUAGUGGUACAGCGCGGCAUCCGCUAGUUCUUCAAAGUGGUUAUCAGGUGUCGCCGCCAUGAGUCGCAACUAUAAUGAUGAGUUGCAGUUCUUGGAUAAGAUCAACAAAAAUUGCUGGAGGAUCAAGAAGGGCUUCGUUCCUAACAUGCAGGUGGAAGGAGUUUUCUACGUGAACGAUGCCUUGGAGAAGUUAAUGUUUGAGGAGUUGCGGAAUGCCUGUCGAGGUGGUGGUAUUGGUGGCUUCCUGCCAGCUAUGAAACAGAUUGGCAAUGUGGCAGCCCUGCCUGGAAUUGUUCAUCGUUCCAUUGGUCUUCCUGAUGUCCACUCAGGUUAUGGGUUUGCUAUUGGGAACAUGGCAGCCUUUGAUAUGAAUGACCCUGAUGCUGUGGUUUCGCCAGGUGGUGUCGGAUUUGAUAUCAACUGUGGUGUCCGUUUGCUAAGAACCAAUUUAGAUGAAAGUGAUGUUCAGCCCGUGAAGGAGCAACUUGCCCAGGCUAUGUUUGACCACAUUCCUGUUGGGGUGGGAUCAAAAGGUGUCAUCCCAAUGAAUGCCAAAGACUUGGAGGAGGCCUUGGAGAUGGGUGUGGACUGGUCCUUGAGAGAAGGCUAUGCCUGGGCUGAAGACAAGGAGCACUGUGAGGAGUAUGGAAGGAUGCUGCAGGCCGACCCCAACAAGGUCUCUCCAAGGGCCAAAAAAAGAGGCCUUCCUCAGUUGGGGACCCUGGGAGCCGGCAACCAUUACGCAGAAAUUCAGGUUGUGGAUGAGAUUUUCAAUGAGUACGCUGCUAAGAAAAUGGGCAUCGACCACAAGGGACAGGUGUGUGUGAUGAUCCACAGUGGGAGCAGAGGCUUGGGCCACCAAGUAGCCACAGAUGCACUGGUAGCUAUGGAAAAAGCCAUGAAGAGAGACAAGAUUAUAGUCAAUGACCGUCAGUUGGCCUGUGCUCGAAUUGCUUCCACAGAGGGUCAGGACUACCUGAAGGGAAUGGCUGCGGCUGGGAACUAUGCCUGGGUCAACCGCUCCUCCAUGACCUUCUUAACCCGUCAGGCCUUUGCCAAGGUCUUCAACACAACCCCGGAUGACUUGGACCUACAUGUGAUCUAUGACGUUUCUCACAAUAUUGCCAAGAUAGAGCAACAUGUGGUGGACGGAAAGGAGCGGACGCUGUUGGUGCACAGGAAGGGAUCCACCCGAGCUUUCCCUCCUCACCACCCCCUCAUUGCCGUGGAUUACCAGCUCACUGGACAACCGGUGCUUAUUGGUGGCACCAUGGGAACCUGUAGUUACGUUCUUACUGGCACUGAACAGGGCAUGACUGAAACCUUUGGAACCACCUGUCAUGGAGCGGGUCGUGCGCUGUCUCGAGCAAAAUCUCGGCGUAACUUAGAUUUCCAGGAUGUCUUAGACAAAUUGGCAGAUAUGGGAAUUGCAAUCCGUGUUGCCUCACCCAAACUAGUUAUGGAAGAGGCUCCUGAAUCCUAUAAGAACGUGACAGAUGUGGUGAACACCUGCCACGAUGCUGGAAUCAGCAAGAAGGCUAUCAAACUGAGGCCAAUUGCUGUUAUCAAAGGAUAGAACCUUGACCAGGACCGCCAGACACCCCUAACCCUCACCAGCCCUGAAGUGGAAGUGGACUGAAAUGCUCUUCAGACAUCAGACUCGAGAGACCUGGCUGGUUCCAAAAUGUGCGGCUCUAACUGCCCAUUCCCAAAUGGCUGACAGGAGGCUGCUGCUUUCUGGAGCCAGUGUUGUAAAUAACCUUGGAGGAGUCACAUUGUCCCCAUUUGGAAAGGGACAAAUAUGCUUCCUCUUUGGUUGUCCAUAGAUUUUUAAGAAAAUCUCUUAGGGAUUGAGGAUGGGUUAAGAAACUGCCUUUACUCAGUCGUACAAGUUUUUUGUCAAAAUUAAUUUCCUUACACCAAGCUCUCUUUACAUCCCAAGAAGUAUCAUGAAGGAGAUCCUAUUAAAUAAGAAAAUUCUGGAAUGUUUCCUUUU